GUGCGAGACUUGCUGAAGCAGCCAGCAGAAUUUGAGCGUUACAUGAUGGAUCAACUCAACCUUACCGCGGAUGUUGCGAGCGCCAUCGUAGACGGCAGCAUAAGCUUUGAAAUGUUGCUGGAGGUGGCCAAUGCGGACCUCAAAGGUCUCAUCUGUAACACCACAGAGUUUGAACAACUGUUGCGCUUCAACAACGAGUCACAAGAGCAUGCAGCAGCAAUCAGCCAGAGCUUCUGUCACCUUGACAGUCACACCAUACAGGGGAUUCUUGAUUCUUGACAUCCUGCAGGAGUUGGACAUUGGGAAUCUUGUUGAAAAGAUGGUGACAAGUGGACUGGACAGUAUCCUAGAUAAGGCCGGAGUCACUGUGGAAGAGAUGAAAGAAGCAUUUGUGAGCAUUGUGAACGGCCAGAAAGAUCUCACAAACAUGAAUGAGCGCUUUAAUGCAUUUGCCAGCGCCAACGCUGAGGCAUUUGAAAGCCUUGCUGCUGCUCAAACCAGCACACAGGAGUUUGACUCUCUGUCGUCUAUCAUGUGUGGAACGUCACUUCCUGUCAUGAGUUCAAGGACGGGGAGGCACUUGACCAGGACCACAAGGAACCACAAGGAACUCACAGAGCAGCAGACAGCAGAAAUGGAGUCACUAGCCCCAUUAGGUCCGUCUUGCCAGGACAUGUAUGUAAGGAUCAUAAAGGAAGACAACGGCACCAUCGUCUGGGCAUACCUGAAACCACUGCUGCGUGGAAAGAUUCUCUAUGCUCCAGACACCCCUGAAGUCAGGGCAAUACUGAACAAGGCUAAUGCUACAUUUGCAAAGUUAGAGAACUUCACGCAGAUAGCCCUGGAUUGGGCCGACGGGACCAUUGUACUGGAGGAGCUGGCUGGAGACACCGGCAAGGAUAUUCAGGCGCUGUUCAAGAGUGAGUUGGUCAAGUCGUUAGUGAUGCAGAUGUCCGGUGUGAACAACCAAGACCUGACCAACCUGAUCUACACCUUCCAAGACGCAGACACCGGCCUCAUGAAGUCCAUUUCCAAGGUGGCCAGCCUCGUGUCUGACUACCUGUCCUGCAUAGAAAUCAACAGAUAUGUGGGAUAUGCCACUGAGUCAGACAUGCAGACUGCGUCUAUUCAAUUCAACAACCGCAAUGAGCUGCUGGCUGGUCUUGUUUUUGAAGUGUCCGGAGAACUAAAGAGACUGAAGCGUCAUACACACCCCAUAAGUACACACAUCCAGUAUAAGAUCCGAAUGGACGUGGAUAAUUCUCCAAAUACGAACCGUAUCAAGGACAGAAUGUGGCGCCCUCAGCCAGAGGAUCACUUCUUCAACGAGCUUCGCUAUUUCAGAGGUUUCAUUCAGCUCCAGGACAUGAUUGACUCUGCAAUUAUCUCGUUAUAUGCUGAGCAUGAACAGGUGGAUUUCAAGAUGCCAAGGGUUGCAACCAACCAAUUCCCCUUCCCUUGUCAUACACCUGAUACUUUUGUUAACACAAUAGCUGGCUACCUAUUGCCGGUACUGAUGACGAUAACAUUCAUCGUCAGUAUUGCUGUGGCAGUAUACAACCUGGACAGGGAAAGGGGACAGGAAGAGACCCUAAACAUCAUGGGGCUUAAGUGUGGCCUGAAUUUCUGGGCGUGGCUUCUCACAACCUACCUUAUUAUGGCGGCAGUUUGUGGGAUUGACAUCAUCAUUCUGAAAUAUGCAAACAUCUUCACAGAGAGCAAUGCCUUCAUUGUCUGGCUCUACUUUAUAGACUUUGCAUUCUCAAUCUUAAUGCUAUGUUACUUUGUGAGUGCCUUCUUCAUGCGCACAUGGCUGGCCAUUCUGACCUUCUUCAUUGUGUACUUCAUCAGUUAUCUACCCUUUGUUGUUCUCUACACACUGGAGGUUGACAUGACAUUCUGGCAGAAAACUCUAGCCUGUCUGUCGUCUACCACGGCAUUCAGCUAUGCGGCCCAGUACAUCGCGCGUUUUGAAGAGCAGAUGAUUGGUCUGCAGUGGAGCAAUGUGGUCAAGGAUCCCUAUAACACCGAGGACGAUUUCAAUUUCCGCUGGUGUAACAUCAUGAUGGUGAUUGACAGCGGCAUAUACUUCAUUCUGGGGUGGUAUGUCCGCAAUGUGAUGCCAGGUAAAUUUGGUGUAUCAGAGCCGUGGUAUUUCUUCUGCCUGCCGUCUCGCUGGUGUUGUAGCAAAUCCAGUGGAAGGGAGUCUGCAUAUUCACCAAGCAAUCAGGGAAAGAAUGUGUUCAGUGAGCCGGCUCAGAAGUCAACUCCAGUGGUAUUGUCAGCGCGAGGCCUUACCAAGACCUACUCGGACGGGACGCGCGCAGUGUCUGACCUUAACCUUGACAUUCACAGUGGCAACAUCACCACCCUCCUCGGACAUAACGGAGCUGCAAAAACUACCACCAUGAACAUGUUGACGGGUAUGCUGGAGCCCUCUAGUGGAAGUGUCCGUCUGCUCAACAGGCCCCUCAGUGACAUGAGAGGCAGCAUUGGUCUAUGCUCACAGGGGAAUGCACUCUACGAAUACAUGACAGUCCAGGAGCACAUGGAGUUCUACAGCGCCAUCAAGGACUCUUACAAUGCCAUCUCAAAAGAGGAAGAAAUACGACAGUUACUGAAGGACGUUGAUCUGUACCACUGUCGGCACACCCUGGUGAGGAACCUGUCUGGAGGCAUGCAGCGCAGGCUGAGCAUCGCCCUCGCGUUUGUCGGCGGCUCCAAGGCCGUCAUCCUUGAUGAGCCGACCAGUGGUGUGGAUUCCAGCAGCAGACGAGCCAUCUGGAACUUGAUUGUGCGCAGAAAAGAUGCAAAAGAUUCAGGAGGAGCCGCCAUCUUGUUGUCCACUCAUCACCUUGACGAAGCAGACGUGGUCAGUGACCAUAUCGCCAUUCUACACGAGGGCCGUCUGCUGUGUCAGGGGUCACCAAUGUUCCUCAAGCACCACCUGGCAAGCGGUCAUCGACUCACCAUCACAUCUACUAAACAAGACCCUGAUCCGGUGCAUAUAUUGUCCCUGAUCACCCGUUGGAUCCCAGGAUCAAAACUCCAACAGAUGACCGGCUCUGACAUGACCUUUGUGGUGCCCGCGUCAACAGCAGCAGCAACAAACUUUGAUCAGUUCUUUCAGGAAAUGGAGUCUCGCAAAAACGAACUGGACAUCGAGUCUUUUGGAAUAUCAGAUCCUCGACUGCAGGAGGUGUUCCUGAAGGUGUGUGCCGCAGCAGACGCAGGUCACAUGAUCCAACCAGAGACACUUAGGCAGAUGGACAGCCAAUCAGAGGAGAACAGGAGCUCUACAGACGGGGAGUGGAAACAUGACUUUGAGGCAAACGGCUCGAGUAGCAGAGAGCACCUAAACAAGAUGACAGUCCACAGUAGCUCCUGUUUGUCUCUCAUAUUUGCCCUGCUUACUAAGCGAUUCCUGCACUACAUUCGAAAUUGGAAGCUCCUUGUGGCGGUUUUACUACUGCCGUUGCUACUGUUCCUGCUUGCAUGCGGUCUCUAUCUCGUGAAACCCACAGAGACGGAGUCCCCCAGUAUUAUCCUUUCACCCGCCAUGUAUGGUCCAGGUGCCUACUCAUUCAGCAAACAACAUUCACUGCCCCAAACUGGACUGGAUGGCCUGGACAUUGUACAUACAUUUAUGCAGAAGCCUGGCUAUAGCACAUCUUGUAUCAAUGCAUCGUUUGCAGAAAAACUAGGCUCCCCGUAUGAAUGUGUCGACCCCGAUACCUCAUACCACAACACCAGCUACCAGCAUAUGAUGUGUAAGUGUGAUGACAACAAGUACUCAUGUGCUGCUACCAACAACAACGCUUCAAUCCCAGAAUUCCGCUCUGCGACCGGCGACAUUCUUGUUGAUCUUGUGAACCACAAAAACAUCUCGCAGUACCUGUUAGAGACCUUUGAACAGUUCAUUACAAAGAGGUUUGGUGGAUUUGAGUUCAGGGAUGGUAUAGAUGACAACAAUAUGCCAGUUUUGGACGCCAAGAUCUGGUACAACAACAAGGGUUACCAUGCCAUGCCCUCAUUCUAUAACGCCUAUAGCAACGGCCUGCUACGAGCUCUCAUGGCUAGGGCGGGAAAGCACAGUGAACAAUAUGGCAUUUCCACCUACAACCAUCCCUUUGUGUUCGGAAAGCAGAAGCAAAACAUGCUGUUUGCCGCUGCGGAUAUUGGCAUCGCUCUUAUCAUCCUGAUCGCCUUCACGUUCGUCCCGAUUGGCUGCCUGCUGUACCUUGUCACAGAGUUCCUAAGUAGUGAGAAACACAUGCAGUUCAUAGCAGGCGUCGGAUCAUUUGUGUACUGGAUUGCCUCCUUCAUCUGGGACAUGAUGAUUAUGGGUAUAUCAAUAGGCAUAGCUGCCAUUAUUAUCCUCAUCUUCAAACCUGCAUCAUUCUGGGAUAGAGAAAAUCUUGGAGCUGUAUGUGUUCUGCUGGCACUGUUUGGGUCGUCCACCAUAACCCUUUGUUACUGCUUCUCAAAGCGGUUUUCAUCAUCGGGUGCAGCGUUUUUCACACUGUUCUGUUUCCUGAACUUCAUCGGCAUUAUAACGAUCAUUUACAUCUUCGCAUUAAAUUGGUUGGGAGCAUUUAGCGAUGUAUGAAAAGGGUUAUUUGAUGAUAUAAGUUUGUUCAUGUUAAGUUCCCACUUUUAUGAUGUUUUUAAAAGUUCAAAUCAUGGACUAAUUGUAGUGAUCCUGUACUAUCUUAUUGAAUCUUCUGGUCAGCCAUGGCACUUAUGUUCAACAACAAACAAGGGGCAUAAUGUAAAAAGUGGGUCUU
Messenger RNA from Dreissena polymorpha, 4787 nucleotides. Its product is annotated as ATP-binding cassette sub-family A member 2-like. Lineage: Eukaryota; Metazoa; Mollusca; Bivalvia; Myida; Dreissenidae. The transcript has 29 exons. Gene Ontology annotation, molecular function: ATP hydrolysis activity; ATP binding; lipid carrier activity. The record is from RefSeq and is a predicted model, not a curated record. The coding region runs from base 131 to 4609 and encodes 1492 amino acids. Gene Ontology annotation, cellular component: intracellular membrane-bounded organelle; membrane. Gene Ontology annotation, biological process: lipid transport; transmembrane transport.